Molecule: messenger RNA, 541 nt
Organism: Anisakis simplex (herring worm)
Lineage: Eukaryota; Metazoa; Nematoda; Chromadorea; Rhabditida; Anisakidae
Source: the annotation of a GenBank genome assembly
UGCAUGGGUACGUCGUCGUCACAUUCUCGAUCAAUGCUUGGAACUUCAACUGUUCUACCGGGAUUGUGAACAAGCCGAUACAUGGAUGAGUGCUCGUGAAGCGUUCUUGAAUCAAGAGGAUGCGGGUGAUAAUGUCGAGAGUUUGAUCAAAAAACAUGAAGAUUUCGACAAGGCAAUCGCAUCUCAACAGGAGAAGAUCAGUGGUCUUGAAACGUUUGCGAAUCAGUUGAUCAAUCAAGAUCACUAUGAGAAGGAUGCGAUCGCAGACAAACGCAAUCAAAUCCUUCAACGUUGGGAACGUUUAAAGGGCGCAUUGAUUGAGAAACGUAGUAAACUGGGUGAAUCACAGACACUGCAACAAUUCUCGCGAGAUGCUGACGAAAUCGAGAAUUGGAUUGCUGAGAAGUUCCAAAUCGCGCAAGAAGAAAGUUAUCGUGAUCCGACACACAUUCAGCAGAAACAUCAGAAACAACAAGCAUUCGAAGCUGAGUUGGCUGCAAAUGCAGAUCGUAUCGCAACACUGAUAACUGCAGGACAGAAU